Polypterus senegalus (gray bichir) is the source of this 7995-nucleotide messenger RNA. Its product is annotated as latent-transforming growth factor beta-binding protein 2-like. The record is from RefSeq and is a predicted model, not a curated record. Gene Ontology annotation, molecular function: calcium ion binding. The transcript has 39 exons. Bases 612 to 6239 code for a protein of 1875 amino acids. NCBI's taxonomy places the organism in Eukaryota, Metazoa, Chordata, Cladistia, Polypteriformes, Polypteridae.
UAAGAAGAGCGAGUACGCGUGUUUGCACGGUGGGGGCAUGCAGAAUUCAGAAAGACACAAAAGUGGGUGUUUCUAAAAUAAGAGCCAUGCAAACUCUCAAGAAUUUCCCGGUGACUUCAGAUCCAAGGAGGUGGUCAGAGUUGCAGGAAUAAAAUUCAAAGUGCGAUACAAGGACGGCUCGAGCAAAGAAAAGCAGCAGCGCUCUUGUGUGAACUAUAUGCGAGGUGGAAUAGUGGGGACUCAUUGAUUCCUUGGGCAGAAGUGCGACAGUCGAUCCGAGAGUAACCUGCCGGCGAGUGCACACCUGUUAAAGUACUGCCACGAGACUGCGAUUCAGCUUACAGUGCCCGGCUUCCUUCUUAGCGAGUGGAUAACAAUUGAACAAACUGCCACGCGGACUCCUUUACAAUCAGUGAAUGUGACACUUGGUGAAUUAUGAACAGUGAAAGUCAAGCUUACCAGCACUCGUAUUGUAUUCUGGUCUUCUGUUAAAACGGCCACUGGGCUCUUAUGCAGGUCCUUCGACAGCGAAGAAGUGCUUGCAGCUGAAAUUUGUUUAGAGUUGGAUAACGAGGGAGCGCUCUUUAGCAAACGUCUGGAAAGCUCCAAAAAUGUGGCGACUUGGAACCUUUGUCAUCGCUGUUCUGGCCGGCGUUGCGCUUUCGCCGACAGUCGAUUCUCAGGGCACACGCGCCGGCGUGGACAAGGCGCGAGCGCGAUCCUGGCUGCAAGACAGCCGAGUAGCGGCUCGCGAGUUGGGCGCACGUAACAGCGGCAGCCUUAAUGUCACCGGACGGAACGCUCAGGAGCCGGCAAAGACACACGGCAGGGAUGCCGUGGGGCAGGGGACCCCGGCGUACAACCGGCAAGGAGGAGUGACUCCCCGGAGUGAUUCGGAGAGCAGACAGAGGAGCGCGUCUACUAGACGCCUCGCAGGGCCUAAUGUCUGUGGAGGACAUUGCUGUUCAGGAUGGGCUGUAGCUCCUGGUUCAAACAGAUGUAUAAAGCCUGACUGCAACCCUCCGUGCCAAAAUCGUGGCUCAUGCAGUCGUCCACAGACAUGUGUUUGUCGCUCUGGCUUUCAAGGUUCUAGAUGCGAGGAAAAGGCCCCCGAACAGGUAUAUAUCCCCUCAGGCACCUCACGAGUGCUCCAGCCAGUCCGGGCAGCUUCAGCCCAUCUUGACAGAAGAAAACUGGAAGCCAGCGUACGAGGAAAUUUGACUAGAAACAGAAGUGAAAGCAUCCCAAAUUCCAGAAAUAAACCUGCAUCCACAAGCCAAGUUCCUUCCACGAGUCAGAGCAAAAGAGUCCAACCCAAUUCUUCACCUCAACUAACAGGAACUUCCCGUACUGUCAAAAGAUUCCCAUCUGGACAAAUCACUUCAAAUGCCUUACCCAAUGGCCAGACAUACAACAGUCUAAAUCAUGUUGCCAUCAAACAAGAAGAGGAAAAAGUUAGCAAUGCUGUGGCACCGAAAGGGUCCAACCUGACAGCUGGCAUUGACCGAAUAAAGAUUGUUUUCACCCCCAUGAUCUGCAAGCAAGUCUGCAAUAAUGGACAUUGCUACAACAACUGUGAAAAGGGCGAUACCACAACUGUUUACAGUGAAAAUAGCCAAAGUCAAAAUCAAGACUCCAAAUCAGGCUUUCGCCUAUACUUCUGCCAGAUUCCUUGCAUGAAUGGUGGACGCUGUAUUGGAAGAGACCACUGCUGGUGUCCAUCUAACUCCACAGGGAAGUUCUGUCACCUUCCAGCUCUUCGUCCUGACAAACAACUAGCACUAAGGAAGGAAAGCAACCGGCCUACUCAGAAUACAUCCUUUGCUCACUCCAUGUUCACAUUGCCACUUUCAAAUCAACUAGCUUCUGUGCAUCCAUCCUUGGUAAAUGUACACAUACACCACCCACCGGAAACUAAAGUGCAGAUCCACCAAGUAGCCAGGGUAAAACCAGAACCUCCAAAGACAGACCAAAAUAGCCUUGAUGGAGUGCAGUUGAUUCAUUCUGUGCAGCAGAGGACUCAGUUAUCCAAAGGAGCACAACAAGGAACAGAAAACAACUCCAUUAAUGGCAACAGCAUCAUUGGAAAUGGAAGUGGUUCUUCGAGGCAGCAGAACAGGCUCAAUAGCUAUGUUGGGAGAUGUUUUCAAGAAACUGUUGAUGGCCAGUGUGGUAAACCUCUUCCUGGUCUGACUAAGCAGGAUGAUUGCUGUGGCAGUAUUGGAAAAUCCUGGGGAUUGAACAAGUGUACGGAAUGUCCUCCCAAACCAGCAAAUGCAGUGAUUGAAAAUGGUCAUGUGAAGUGUCCAAAAGGUUACAAGCGGAUGAACAGCACCCACUGUCAAGACAUUAAUGAAUGCCUGAUGCCUGGAAUCUGUAAAAACUCUGAGUGUUUGAAUACUCGAGGUAGCUACAGAUGUACCUGCAAACCUGGCUUUAUGAUGGACAUUUCAAGAAGCCACUGUGUCUCGGAAAAAGCAAUAUCUCUAGUACAAGACAGGUGCUACCGCUCAGUAUCUGGGGGCACCUGUUCCCUACCAUUGACUCAAUCCCUUACGAUGCAGAUCUGUUGCUGUAGCCGAGUUGGCAAAGGAUGGGGCAAGAGUUGUGAACGAUGUCCGCUGCCCGAUACAGAUACUUUUAAAGAGAUCUGCCCAGCUGGCCAUGGCUACACAUACUCUCGGUCAGAAAUUCAGCUUUUAAUGAGGCAGGUAGAAGAAGAAGAGCUAGAAAAGAGUUCUGUUCACCAAGGCAAUACUGAUGAGUCAUCUCGGAGGGUGGAAAAAGAGCAUGAAGGUUCUACAUCAGUUAAAAAGACCACGACUGCUACGGAAACCUUGUCCAAGCAUUCAGUAGGUGUCAUAGAGAAGGCUACUCCCCAGUCACCUGUUCAACUGUACCCAGAUUCCUCAGUAGUGGACAAAGCUUCAAUUAAUGUAGCGACCCAGAUUACAGAGAUUGACCGAUGUUCUGCACAUCCUCACAUUUGUGGUCCUGGUACUUGUGUCACCGUGCAAAAUGGAUACACAUGUUACUGUCAUAAUGGAUAUCAGAUGAACACACUGCAGACUCAUUGUGUUGAUAUCAAUGAAUGUGAGAAAAGCCCUUGUGAAGGAAAAGGAAAAUGUGUGAACACAGCAGGCUCUUACACCUGCUACUGCCACUCUGGAUACAUACAGGUCAUCACACAAAAACGGAGGUCUUGUCAAGAUGUCAAUGAGUGUGAGCAGCCUAAUAUUUGCCCUGGACAUCAUUGCAUAAACACUCCAGGCUCCUAUAGUUGUGAGUGUGCACAGGGAUAUUUGAAGUCAAGGAGAGGACACUGUGAGGACGUUGAUGAAUGCCAAAACCCUACCACCUGUCCCACUGGAAGAUGUAUUAACACACUGGGCUCAUUCCACUGUGUAAGCUGUGGAGUGGGAUACAGAGCGACGAACAAUGGAUGUAUAGAUGAAGAUGAAUGUCUUAUUGACAAAAUUUGUGAAAAUGGAACCUGUGUCAACCUGGAAGGGUCUUAUUUCUGCAGCUGCAACCUUGGAUAUGUAGCAGCUCAGGAUGACAAGAGUUGUCAUGAUCAAGAUGAGUGCCUAACUGCAGGAAUCUGCAUCAACGGACAGUGUAUCAAUGUGGAUGGCUCUUACAGAUGUAGAUGUGACCAGGGAUUCAUGGAGACUGCAGAUGCCAAAAACUGCAUAGACAUCAAUGAGUGCUUGAAAAGUGAAACCUGCCUUAAUGGCAUGUGCACCAAUAUGGAAGGAUCCUAUAUGUGUUCAGACUGUAAACCAGGGUACAAGAUUUCAGAAGAUCAUCUAAAAUGUGAAGAUAUCAAUGAAUGCACGCUUCCAGACAUCUGUGCAGGUGGAGUCUGCACCAAUUCGGAGGGCUCUUUCUCUUGCUUCAAAUGUAGAAAAGGGUUCCGUCUUUCUGAAGAUAAACAACGCUGUGAAGAUAUUAACGAAUGUGCAUCCCACAAUAUUUGUCCCAGAGGUCUGUGUGCUAAUAUUGUGGGUUCCUACACUUGUAUGGCUUGUCCUCAUGGGCACAGAUUAUCUGCAGAUAGACAGCAAUGUGUAGAUAUUAAUGAAUGCCUCUUGUCAGAUGUAUGUCCUGGUGGAGCUUGUGUGAAUACUGAUGGCUCAUACUCAUGCGUCAGUUGCGAUGCUGGUUAUAGACUUUCUGCUGACAGCAAGAGCUGUGAAGAUGUAAAUGAAUGUGAAGAUGGCAAUACUUGUUCAGGGGGAGAGUGCACUAACUCCCCAGGGUCUUACAGCUGUUCGUGUACUCAAGGAUAUGAACUCAUUGGUGGCAUUAUGUGCAUAGAUGUGAAUGAGUGCUUGACACUGGAUAUCUGUGGACCUACUGGAGAAUGCAUGAACAGCCAAGGUUCCUACUUCUGCCUCUGUGUUGCUGGCUAUGCCACAAGCACUGAUGGGAUCAGUUGUCAAGAUGUUAAUGAGUGUGAGGAGCCUACUACAUGCUCCAGGGGUCGGUGUCUGAACAUUGGCGGGUCAUACCAGUGCAUCUGUGAUGCAGGAUUUCAGUUUUCAGAGGAGACUAAAGAUUGUGAAGAUAAGGACGAAUGUAUGGAGUAUGGCAUUAACGUCUGUGGCACGUGGCGCUGCGAGAAUACCAUCGGCUCGUACAGGUGCUUUAUGGGUUGUCAGAAUAGAGAAACAACUGGAGAUUGUGACAUUGAUGAGUGUGUUAAUAAGACCAUCUGUGGCAGCCAUGGCUUCUGCGAAAACACUGAUGGCUCCUACCACUGUGUGUGUGAUCAAGGCUUUCAGAACUCUCCAGGGACCUCAGCAUGUGUCGAUAUCAACGAAUGUGAGAGUUUCACUGCAGUGUGUGGCUCAGCUUUUUGCGAGAAUGUAGAGGGGACCUUCUUGUGCCUCUGUCCCUCUGACAAUGAAGAGUUUGAUCCCCAGACCAACCAGUGUCGCAACAGGAUCAUGACAGAAGAGCCCAAAAUUCCCAAAAUACCUGGUGCACACCCAGCAGGAGAAGAAGAGAGAAAGGAGUGCUACUACAAUCUGAACGACCCCGGCUUUUGUGACAGCGUCCUGUCAGGAAACACCACCAAGCAAGAAUGCUGCUGCACUGUGGGUGAAGGCUGGGGAGACAACUGUGAGACACACCCGUGCCCCAUUGUGGGAAGUGCUGAAUACAGCGAACUUUGUCCAAAAGGGAAUGGUUUCCUUGCUGUGGAUGGCAGUGCCUUUGGCUUAACACAUCCACUAUACAGCGAUGCUGAUGAAUGCUUCCUUUUUGGAUCUGAAAUUUGUAAAAAUGGAGUGUGCAUAAACACAGUCCCAAGAUACAGGUGUAUCUGUCGUGAUGGAUUUUACUAUGAUACAGUUCAUUUGGAGUGUGUGGACAAUAAUGAGUGCGAGCAUGAAGACGUCUGUGAGGAUGGGGAGUGUGUCAAUACACCCGGUUCAUAUAACUGCUUCUGCAGUCCUCCGCUUAUUCUGGAUGUAACUAGGAGACGAUGUGUCAACUCCAGCUUUACCACAGACUUGGAAGGAACCAUACAUCUGGACAUCUGCUGGAAGGAGCUGAUUGAUGGAUAUGUGUGCUCGGCCCCCCAACUGCAAAGGCAGACCACGUUUACAGAAUGCUGCUGCAUGUAUGGUGUGGCCUGGAGUAAUAACUGUGCCCUCUGUCCCACACCGACCUCAGAGGAAUAUGCAAUGGUGUGUAAUCGAGCAGUGGAUGGCCUAAGAGAGCGGCCCGGCUAUGAAUACGGACCAGAUAUCCCUUUUUAUAGCUACAAUGUAAAUGAACCAGCAUACGGACCACCUGAACUGCAUACUGGACCUUUCUAUCCUGCCAGACACCCUGACCGUGAAUAUUCUUCCCCUAGAGUGCCCAGCGGUCACCCCAGACAAUACAAUCCUCCACUGAUAAACGCCUUUCCUGAUCGAUAUGAUGGAUUUGAAGGAUUGCAGGCAGAAGAAUGUGGGAUUUUAAAUGGCUGUGAAAAUGGCCGCUGCGUCAGAGUGCGUGAGGGGUACACUUGUGACUGCUUUGAUGGAUAUGAACUUGACUUGACUAAAAUGGCUUGUCUUGACAUAAAUGAAUGUAAAGACAUCAGCGACCGCAUUCCUCUGUGCAAGAAUGGCAAGUGCGAGAACACAGAGGGCUCCUACCGAUGUGAGUGUCUGCCAGGAUUCGUCGCCUCUGCUCAUCCGGAUCAGUGCAUUCACAGCCCACCAAAGCCGGGAGCAGAGCAGUGAAGUGCUGGACGGGCGCCUGAUCUCAGUUUAGAGACACAACUGGAAACCCACAGACUGACAGGAAGUGAAGGGGAAGGAUCAGCAGAGCACUUGAAGGUCACUACAUGUACAUGCAGACCAUUUAUUACAUGCAAUGUGUAAGACUGCGAUUUAAAAGGGAUGUUUUGUUAGAAACCGGAGUGAAACAAAAAAAAAUCAAAAAAGGUAGAUUUGUACAAAUUCUAGAGGCACUGUUUACUGAGACUGUGCAUACGAGUUAGACUGCUGCCAAAUACAGAACAAACAAGGCUCUUUUAAUAUAUUUGUUACUGUUAAUCCAAGCAAACAUUAAAUUAUUUCCCGAAAAAGAAAAACGUAAAGCCGGCAUGAACUUUGACGUAAAGCUCUUUGUGAGUCACGACUGGACAGGAUUUGAAUGAUGUGUGUGCAGCUUGUGUGUUAAUUGGGCAGCUGAGAGUCGGGUGGGAUAAAAGGAAGGCUAAAACAUAAACCGUUUUGUCCAGCAAGCACUGCCCACCAUUUAAGGCCCCUAGAAGACGUGCUUCUGCUAAAGUAAAGAAAAUAAAAAAAUUAACAGCCAAACCACAAACAAUUGCGGCUCCCAGAUCCUGUGCAGUGCAUUCCUGUGGGCAGAAAUGGUAAGAGAAUUGCAGAGAUACUCAACCACCGUCCUCGUAACUGUAAGUUUGGAGAAGCAAAACAAUAAUCUCAAUGCUGUGUACAGAGUCUGUAUUUUAUUUUUAAAGGUUUUGUUUUUCUGUAUUUUGAUAUAGACCAAUUGAAUCUUAUCCAUUCCAUGUUGUUCCCUUUAAAUCAAAAUGCAGGUUUGGGCUGUUUUGUUUGAUAUGCAACAUGUAAGUGCCUCGUAUUUUAUUUUAUUUUAUUUUUUACUUAUGUAAAUGAUCGCUUUAACAUAUGUGUUGCUUAAACAAAAUGUGCUUUUACUUUGUGCUGUAGAAAUAUAAAAUAUCCUGCCCUGUGGAGCAGACCACAGUACUUGCUAAAAGGGAGUUGCUGUCCAGACCUCUCGGCCAUUUCUUGGCAGGCACACCACUUGUAUUUUUGAACAGAGACAAUUAAGCACUCGUCAUUUGAUCAUAAACUCAGUCAGGAAGGGUCCAGAUAUGGCAAAAAGGUCACGGCUAUGAGAGCAGGGCACAGCUCUGCAAGAAAUCUGGUUCUGGAGGCAAAGAAUCACAUAUAGUCAAUCAACGUUACAGCCUGUGGCCAGCCACCAUGAUGCAAAAAAAAGCAAAAAUGGGAGAAAUGACGGUGUGUGUGUGUCGUAAAACGAGCAGUGGGAUUCUCAACCCCAUCUUUUUUUUUUUCUGUUCACAUUUACUUUGAAGACGCUUCUUUCAUGUAACUGAAACUGUCAUCCUGUGUUAAUUAUGAGGUUCUGUCAGGCUGUCCUGAGAAGGCAUGCGCCACCCCGAAGGCAGUCUGUCAUCUGUUCACAGUUCAAGUCACCAGCACAGCUUUAAAAUGACUUUCUUCAAAUUUACCCCAUGGAUAUUUUCACCUUGCAAAAGCAGUAAGAAGUUUAUCGUCUUUUGCCAACUCUAAAAAUGGAAAAAAAAAAGUAUGUAAAGAAAAAAUAUUAAAGGUGUGCUGGCUCCAUUUGCCUUAUUUAUGAACAGUUGCCUUUAUGAAGUUAGAAGUUGUGGUCAGGAGUUUCUCCUAAAUGCCUUCAUGUCUCCCUUGAGGUGCACAGUAGCCAUUCUUUGUCAUCAAAAUAAAAAUUCUUGAUUUUCCA